UAAGGUUCCUACCACAUUCUCAUCCUUUGUGAUAAUGUCGGCUGAGUAUGAAGAUAGACCUCCCAGAGACAAUGGCCCAGAGGGCAUGGAGCCAGAUGGGAUCAUUGAGAGCAACUGGAAUGAGAUCGUGGACAGUUUUGAUGAGAUGAACCUGGGUGAGAAGCUGCUCAGGGGAAUCUAUGCCUAUGGUUUUGAGAAACCCUCCGCUAUCCAGCAGAGGGCCAUCCUCCCUUGUAUCAAGGGUUAUGAUGUGAUUGCACAGGCUCAGUCUGGUACUGGGAAGACUGCGACCUUUGCCAUCUCCAUCCUGCAGCAGAUUGACAUGGAGCUGAAGGGCACACAAGCCCUGGUCCUGGCUCCCACCAGAGAGUUGGCUCAGCAGAUCCAGAAGGUCAUCCUGGCACUGGGUGACUACAUGGGAGCCUCCUGCCAUGCCUGUAUUGGAGGGACCAACGUCCGUAACGAGGUCACCAAGCUGCAGGCUGAGGCCCCUCACAUAGUGGUGGGGACCCCUGGUCGCGUGUUUGAUAUGUUGAACCGCAAAUACCUGGCCUCCAAGAACAUCAAGAUGUUUGUGCUGGAUGAGGCUGAUGAGAUGUUGAGUCGUGGUUUCAAGGACCAGAUCUACGAGAUCUUCCAGAAGCUCCCCACCAGCACGCAGGUGGUGCUGCUGUCUGCCACCAUGCCCCAGGAUGUCCUGGAGGUCACCAAGAAGUUCAUGCGUGAGCCAAUCCGCAUCCUGGUCAAGAAGGAGGAGCUUACCCUGGAGGGUAUCAGACAGUUCUACAUCAAUGUGGAGAAAGAGGAGUGGAAGCUUGACACCCUGUGUGAUCUCUAUGAGACCCUGACAAUCACCCAGGCUGUGAUCUUCAUCAAUACUAGGAGGAAGGUGGACUGGCUCACUGAGAAGAUGCAUGCCAGGGAUUUUACUGUGUCCGCUCUGCACGGCGACAUGGACCAGAAGGAGAGGGACUUGAUCAUGAGGGAGUUCCGUUCAGGCUCCAGCAGGGUUCUCAUCACCACUGACCUGCUGGCCAGAGGUAUCGAUGUCCAGCAGGUGUCCCUGGUCAUCAACUAUGAUCUGCCCACCAAUAGGGAGAACUACAUCCACAGGAUUGGUCGAGGGGGUCGUUUUGGCCGCAAGGGAGUUGCCAUCAACAUGGUGACUGAGGAGGACAAGCGCACGCUGAGGGACAUCGAGACGUUCUACAACACCACUGUUGAGGAGAUGCCCAUGAAUGUGGCUGACCUCAUCUAGAUUCUGGAAGAUUUCCUUCUGCCCCGCCCCAAACCUUCUGUCCUCUCUCAAUCCCCUUGGCUUCAACAAAACCCCAAACCCAAUAGCCCCCUCCAAUCGGUUAAAACGACGAUCACUCAGAUCCUGGAGCCCUCCCCCUCUUGACCGGAAAUCCGAUCCUAUUUCACCUUUGAUUCCUAUCCUUGUGAUUGAAUACCGACUGGUAUUCAAACUCAAUACAAAUGAUUUUACUCUUA
Molecule: messenger RNA, 1494 nt
Organism: Salvelinus sp. IW2-2015
Lineage: Eukaryota; Metazoa; Chordata; Actinopteri; Salmoniformes; Salmonidae
Product: eukaryotic initiation factor 4A-I
Molecular function (GO): RNA binding; RNA helicase activity; ATP binding
Source: RefSeq, a predicted model, not a curated record